Molecule: messenger RNA, 849 nt
Organism: Paramecium pentaurelia
Lineage: Eukaryota; Ciliophora; Oligohymenophorea; Peniculida; Parameciidae
Source: the annotation of a GenBank genome assembly
UUAUGAUUAUUGAUUAUGGAGUGAUUGAAGCUAUAAAACAAAAAUUUAAGCCUGAAGAUUUAUCAAAGGCAGUUGCUUUAAUUCAUUAUGUAAAGAAAUGGUCUAAUUUGGAAAAAUAAUAUGCAGAAAAUGUCAAUAAGGUAACAACAGAUCACUUAAAAAAUUGUCUUCCAGAAUUAUCAGAAGUAAAUGCAUUAGCUAAUGGAACCAGAUAACCUACUGAGGAAGAAAUGAAAGAUUCAACUAUAAAAGAAGCUGAACCAAUUUCUGAUUAUUGGUCAAAAGUAUUAUAACAUGCAGGUAUCACAGGAUCAAAAAUUACAUAAAAAGAUGUAGAUGUAUUAGCAUCUUUAAAAAGUAUUACUGCUAGUUUUGGUGAUAAUGAUAGAGAUUUUAAAUUAAGAUUUGAGUUUAAUCCAAAUCAAUACUUUGAAAACAAGGUAUUAGAGAAAGAAUUUAUUUACAAUAAUGAAGAAAGUGAAUUACCUUAUAAAUGUAAUGGAACAUAAAUAAAUUGGAAAGAAGGAAAGAAUGUUACAAAGACUAUAAAAAAGAAGAAAUAAAGAAAUAAGAAAACCAAUUAAACUAGAAUAAUUGAAACAGAAGUUAAAUUAAAAUCAUUCUUUAAAUUUUUUGAUGAUAUUGCUCCUGCAUAAACAGAUGAAGAAGAAUUAUAAAAGGAAGAAAAGAUUACAGCUGAUCUUGAAAUAGGAGAAGCAAUAAUUGAAGAAAUAAUUCCAUAAUCAUUGUCUUAUUAUUUAGAUUUGAAGGAUGAUGAUGAUGAGGAUGAAAUUGAUGAAGAAGAUGAAUAAGAUGAUGAUGAAGAUGAUGAAGAUGAUUGAUGUAUUG